Molecule: messenger RNA, 2129 nt
Organism: Anopheles aquasalis
Lineage: Eukaryota; Metazoa; Arthropoda; Insecta; Diptera; Culicidae
Product: enteropeptidase
Biological process (GO): proteolysis
Molecular function (GO): serine-type endopeptidase activity
Source: RefSeq, a predicted model, not a curated record
CAUUCGGUCUUUGAUUGAUGCUGGAACCUCGGAGGAAAGCAUACAGCAAACAACAUCAUGGCUCGCCGGACCUUUAUUACUUUGUCGCUGUCAUUACUGCUCUGGAUACUAGCAAGUGCUAAUGCAGCUGCCAGAAUCUCGGAAUAUAAGUGUGACGAGUACCGUCGGAUAAUCGCAUCGAAGCACGGCAUUAUCUCACUCAAGCUUAACCCCAAGCCGUUGUUCUACCAAGCGUUCAAUUGCUCGAACGUAGUGAAGCUAAUUGUCGGUGGGGAGGCUGCAAAGAUGGGCGAGUUCCCGCACCAUGCUCUACUAGGAUAUGUGAGCGAACAAACGACUGGAAACCACGCGAUGGGCCAUUAUAAAUUCGAUUGUGGUGGCUCGCUCGUAUCCGAUCGCUUCGUGUUAACGGCGGCACACUGUUUCAGCUUUGCUGAUCCCGUCAUCGUGCGUUUAGGUGAGCACGAUCUUUAUGCCAACGAGUCGAAUCGCGUGGACUUUGGCAUCGCCCAGAUCACAACCCAUCCCCUGUACCGGAACUCACGCUCCUACCACGAUAUUGCUCUGGUUCGAUUGAAUGGAACGGUUCGAUUCUCUAAAAUUAUUCGACCGGCCUGCCUCUGGACGGAACCGACGCUAAACGUAAGCCGUUUUGUAGCGACAGGCUUUGGAAGAGUCAGCGAAGAUGAUUAUGAGCUUUCGACAAAGAUGAUGAAAGUUCAGUUGGAUCUGUUUCCAGCCACUGACUGUGAUUUAUUGUAUCGCGAGAAUCGUCGCUUUCGCAAUGGAGUUGACGAAGGUCAGUUGUGUGUGGGCAGCCUAAACGGAAGUACGGACACGUGCCAGGGGGAUUCGGGUGGCCCACUGCAGACGGUGAUUGAUCCGAGAAGCUGCAUCUACCAUGUCAUAGGGGUAACGUCGACUGGUGGUGCAUGCGGCAUCGGUCUCUCGAAGGCUAUCUACGUCAACGUAGCAUGGUAUUUGGAUUGGAUAGAGCAAACGGUUUGGCAGUGUAGCAGGUUAACAAUGAGGCUCAUUGAAUCAGUGUUGUUGCAGGCAAGUUUUCUGCUUUUAAUUAACCAGAAUGCCAUUCAAGGUCAACGGCUAGCAGUACAAAAGUGUGCGGAGUAUGCGAAAAUCAUAACGAAAACGCAAGCCUUGAUCCCGUUGACAAUCAAUCCGAAACCCAUCACCUACAAGAUCUAUAACUGUACGAACGUGGUGCAACUGAUCGUCGGUGGUGAGCAGGCCAAGUUCGGAGAGUUUCCCCAUCAUGCGCUGCUUGGAUAUCCGCGCGACGGCAAUCCCGACGAGUAUGACUUUCGGUGUGGUGGUUCACUGAUCAGCGAUCGCCACAUUUUGACAGCGGCCCACUGCUUCUCCGAAGAUGAUCCCAAGGUUGUGCGGUUGGGCGAGUAUGACACCACCUUUGAGUCGGAAGACGAAGUGCAGUUUGGGAUUGCUGGUGUGAGAAAGCAUCCAAACUACUCGAGCAAACGUUCGUACAACGAUAUCGCACUGGUGAAGCUGGACCGCCAGGUAUGGUUCACGAAAAACAUACGACCAGCCUGCCUGUGGGACUCGGAAUAUCGGAAUAUGACCAGCUACAUAGCGACUGGGUUCGGGCACAACGAAACGGUUUCCGUCGCGUUAUCGACCACAAUGAUGAAGGUGCAGCUGGACGAGUUUCCGGUGAAUGACUGUGGACAAACGUUUCUCGGGGAUAGGCGAUUCAGAAACGGUAUCCACGAUGGCCAGAUGUGUGUUGGCAGCAUUGUGGGUGGUAAGGAUACAUGCCAGGGUGAUUCGGGUGGUCCGCUACAGACGGUUACCACUCCAAAGACGUGCAUCUACCACAUCGUCGGCAUCACGUCAGUCGGUGGUGCAUGCGGUGUCGGCCAAUCGAAAGCAAUUUAUACUAAAGUGUCGUACUAUUUGGACUGGAUUGAAGACAACGUGUGGGGCGCGAAUAAGUUUUGAAGGGAAGUGUUGGAACCCUUCCGUGCUCCUAUUUUCCUAUCCUAUCCUAUUCUAUGUGCUACAGAAAAGGUUAAUCAUGUAGAUAAUUCCAGAUAACUACUACAGACGAAUACAGUAUACGUAAAUAUAGUCGUACAAUGAACCUGAGC